GGCUCGAAGUCAGAUGCUAGAAUUUAGAUUCUAGAAUUCAGAUUCUAGAAUUUCCCGAAGUAUCAAAAAGAAGAGUACACCGGAGCAUACGUAUUUUGUUAUUAAAACACUGUGUGAAUCGAGGAAACGUAAAUUAUUCAGGAAUUGUCUUUAAUAGAUAUGAUAGAGAAUCUUGCAGCGAAAUUAUGUUUGCUUCUGUCGGAAAACACCAACGCAGCCGAACAAUGGAAGUUACUUGGACAAGAGAAAGACGGUUCGAUACUUAUUGGAUGGGUGGAAGAAUCAGAGAGGAACGAUGUAUGCACAUCGUGUACUGUAGUCGGUCGUUACGACCAGAUUGACAACAAAUUACAGGUAUUGCAUCACUUUUCGAAAGUAUUGAACAUUGUUCAAGCUACGGUCAACCAAAGUCAUACUCUAAUGGGAUAUGUGACGAAACAGAAAAAUUGCCUGAAAACAUCAGAUCCUCUGGAAGAUCGCUUCUCAGAGCAUGAAUUCUAUGGAGAAUUCUACAGAGUGUUCAUUGUAGAAUUAACUACUAAUGAUACCAAAGUACACGAUUUGGAAAUAAAGAGAUCUGAACAAGUGCGAAUACAAUUUCUAUACAGAGAAAAAGAGCAAUUGAGUGUAGACAAAUUUCUAGUUCUGAUACAUCACGAAUGUAUUUUGACAUAUACUGCUCAAUUCGAUACAUCUGUAAGUCACUCAAGACCGAUAAAGGAACUGAAAUCCGAAAUACUUGUAAAAACGUUUAUAUGGGCUCAAUGGGAUAUGAUUAAUCAAGUGCUGUACCAUAUACAUCAUCGACGAAUUCCUACAAGCGUGGUCACUGAAAAUGAGGACGAGAAUAAUUUCAGGUCUUCUAAACCAACCCUCAGUGGUCUUCAAUUUCAUGAUGACUUGCCUCAUGAAACAGUGCUGAAUAUCCCAUUAAACUUACCACUACUGUCGCCGUCCUCUAGUUGCGGGACUUACGAAGAUGACGUGAUACCCCUGCGAGUCCACGAUUGUUCCCUAGAUCUUAUAGUGGUGUCGGACACCAAGGGGAUGGUCUGCGUUUGUCACUACUAUCUUUAUCGACCUGUACAGCCGCCGCAGCAUGUACUUAAUUCCUUGAAUGAAUCCAACACAGUGCAUUUUGCAUACUCGGUGACGCUGCUGCAUCACAGUUGCGUGAUACAUUGUGUUAUACCGGGUAUAUCGUGGUCACGUGCCAAGCUGAUGAGGCCGACUUUCGCGAUUUAUGAGAACCAUCAUAUGAUCGUAUUCGUGCCGGAACUGUUCGCGCAUCUUCUCGAAAUCGGCGUGAAUCACGAGCCUUGCUGUCACAUAUUGUGCGGCCCACCACCGUCAAUUCCAUCUCGUGUCUCUUAUCUGGUGCCCCUACUCGAUUUAGAUAAUCCUAGUAAAGAAACAAGAAGGAAUUCCCAUCACAAUAAUCCAGAUGGCAAGAGUUCAGAUGGAAAUAGUCUAUUCGUAAAUUCUAACACGAGCAUACUGACGAUAGAUUUACCUACUUUAGACCUCGUACAGUUGACAAUUCCUUCAGAUUUUCUUAUUGAGAUUUUUCGCAAAGAGACCUCUGUGGAAGUUCGCUUGGGAAUACUUCAUUACUUUCUCUGCCAUAAAAAUGACAUAGAAAUUAUUGCGGAAUUAAUGUCCAUUAUCGCAGAGAAACCACGAUCAUUGGACAUCCCACGUUUUAUGCAGGAAAUUCUUAUAGGAAACUCUUAUGCUUUAGUGCAAAAAAAUCUUCUUGCGGAUACUAUUCCUUUACUAUCUCUAUUGCCCGUUACUACCAUAGGCGAUUAUAUGACUUUCAAUAUAAAGAUGAACGAUUUGGAGAUCACAUUGAGUCAUGAGAAACUCUGGAACACAUCAGUAAUGUUACUUUCACCGCAACAAAGGCUCGUUCCUUAUCGUAGUGAUUUAUGGACUAGAUUGUGGGAUCAGUUGAGCAAAAAUGGUAGUGACAAACUGAGAUUCAGACCUAGUCAUAUUGCGGAAAAACUGCUAGUUUCUUUGGCUUGUUAUCAACCAGAAGCGUUAUCCAGAUGCAGUACUCCAAUGUCUCCAAGUGGAGGAUUUGUUGCAAUGCCGCUUGGAGAUUUCAUGGGUAAUCGAAACAUCAAGUUGGAUUCAGGCUUACCGUUUAAUGAGACGGAAAGUUGCACCGCUUCGAAACAGGAGCACAUUGUGUCUGUUAAUUUGCGAGAGCUUUCGAUGUAUCUUUUAAAGAAUGGCACGCACACGUCAACCAUACAUACGCGAGGUUCUUGUACCCCGUUACACGUUCAUGCCAUGGCCACAAGAUAUGUGGCUGCGCAAUUGGAAGCGUCACGUAUAUUGUGUCAAAUACUUUGUAGAACAGCUGGUGUUGAUCCGAGAAUUGAGCAGGAACGUGGUUUUAGUCUCAUAGAUCAAUUGGAUGAAGCAAGACGAUGGUUGUUGUUUAUGCUCUUACAGCGAUAUAGGUACUCCAUAGAGAGCAUCGCUUUCCCAGCGCCACAGGGAUUCGCGUCGUUUUUUACUUACCUUGGCUAUCGUACUCUUAAAUUCUCAAUGUUUCUGCAAUAUAUUGAACGCUCAGUAUUUGAACUUCAAGUUGAUGUCACUAAGAUUAUCUUAGCUGAUAUAAGCGAUACGAAAGAAAACGUUGUUCAGAAAUUGAAGUUGUUAUCUUUAUUACCAAGAUCUCGCGCAAAGAGACUUUUGAAUCAAUGGUUGCAUCCAAUUAGUUUAAUGUUGCGAGCCAGAGAACACGCCGCUAAUAUUUUGUGCGGCGAAGUAUCCCAGAGUCGAACCAGCAGUCGGACUUUACAACACCGUAAUCAUCAUAACAGUUUGGCAGCAUUUCCUUCUGCAGAUCGUUUGUCACCAUUAGACACCUUUUUGGAUUUACUUACUGCAAAAGCUAGUCUUACAGAAUUGGAUUUCGGGCUAUUGAUAGAAGCGACAGUAACAUCUACGGAGGAUUUUCUCUAAUGGAAAUUGAGUUUAGCUUGUAAUCGAAAAAUAUCUCUUAAAUAGUCAAUUGAUUCAAUAAUUACUGAAUCAAUUAGAUAUAGAAAGCGUUCCAUUUGAGCGAUUGACUUACAGCAGAGUAAUCAAUGCUUGGAUUUUUGCUGGACCAACAAAUCAGAAAAUUUUAUGUUAAAUUAAUGAAUUAGUGACGCAGGCAGAUCUCACUCCAAAUUUAUAUAGAAUUUCUAUGUAUUUGAGGUUGCACUUACAACGUAACUUUUAUAUAAUUCUUAAAUCACAUCCGUAUCUAUGAAAUUAAUUCUUUUAGUUAAGGAUCAAAGACUAAUUGUAAGAGAUAUUAUACUUAUAAAUAAUUUGUAUCUUAAAAAGAAUCUCCAAAGUAGCAAGUGCCAUGCAAGUUUAGUUACCAUUAGUAAUUACAAAAUUUAAUAUCAAUAAGUGAAAGUAACAAAUCUAAUUACUUGACAAGCUUAAUUAAGUACUGCAUAUUGCAGAUAUUUAUGACUGCGUUUCGAAAGUUUUUAUCUUUCAUGCGAAUAAUUUUCGUCUUGGUGUAGGCCAAAAUUAGACAAUGAGAAAUAAUUAUUUUAAGCAUUAUUUAUUAGAAAGCGUUCGUGCUAUUGUUAUUCUCUGCUUUUCAUAUUUUUAUUAUUACAUUUUUACGCGGAUGUGAGAAGCAUGAAAGAGACAGGAACUUACAUAGUUAAAUAAAUCGUAAUAUUAAGUUUUGUUGAUUCUCAUCUUUUAUAUGUGAUUUGAUAUUGUCGAUUUAGGAUGCCUUGGGGAGACAUUAUUAGUAUUAUUUUUGUCAUUUUAUCUUUGUUUUGUGUGUCUAAUGAAUGAUAAAGAUAGAAUGCAAAUAUAGUGCUAAUAGCAUCUCCCCAAAUGCACACUUAUAGUUUGCCAAAGACAUGUGAUAUAGUGAGUUAUGAAUAUUUGCGACUAACAUCUGCAUGAUGUUUAUUAUUGAUGUAUAUGUGUAUUAUACAUAAAUACAAAUUAUACAUAGGGUAA
Acromyrmex echinatior (Panamanian leafcutter ant) is the source of this 3999-nucleotide messenger RNA. RefSeq names its product gamma-secretase activating protein pigeon (gene pigeon). Lineage: Eukaryota; Metazoa; Arthropoda; Insecta; Hymenoptera; Formicidae. Gene Ontology annotation, cellular component: trans-Golgi network. The record is from RefSeq and is a predicted model, not a curated record. Gene Ontology annotation, biological process: positive regulation of amyloid-beta formation.